CUUCUUAUAGAGCCGCAGUGGGGCUGCUCUUGGACGAGGCGACAUGGCGGCGGCGCUGCUGCUGGCGCUGGCCUUCACGCUCCUGAGUGGCCAAGGCGCCUGCGCGGCGGCUGGCUUUCUCAAGGCGCCAAUGUCCCAGGAGCAGUGGGCGGGGGGCAGCGUGGUCCUGCACUGUGAGGCUGUAGGCAGCCCCAUGCCGGAGAUCCAGUGGUGGUUUGAAGGGAAUGAACCAAACGACAGCUGCUCCCAGCUCUGGGAUGGCGCCCGGCUGGACCGUGUUCACAUCCAUGCCACCUACCGCCAGCAUGCAGCCAGCACGCUGUCUGUUGAUGGGCUCGCCGCAGAGGACACAGGCACUUAUGAAUGCCGGGCCAGCAGUGACCCUGACCGCAACCACCUGACCCGGCCACCCAGGGUCAAGUGGGUCCGUGCCCAGGCGAGCGUGGUGGUCCUUGAACCGGGCACCAUCGUAACCUCUGUCCAGGAAGUUGACUCCAAGACACAGCUUACCUGCUUUUUGAACAGCAGUGGCAUUGACAUCAUUGGCCACCGCUGGAUGAGAGGUGGCAAGGUACUGCAGGAAGACACGCUGCCCGAUCUACAGAUGAAGUACACGGUGGACGCAGAUGACCGCUCUGGAGAAUAUUCCUGCAUCUUCCUUCCUGAGCCUGUGGGCAGAGGCAACAUCAAUGUAGAGGGGCCACCCAGGAUCAAGGUGGGAAAGAAAUCGGAACACGCCAGUGAGGGAGAGUUUGUGAAGCUGAUCUGCAAGUCUGAGGCGUCCCACCCUCCUGUGGAUGAGUGGGUCUGGUUUAAGACCUCUGACACUGGGGACCAGACUAUCUCCAACGGCACUGAGACCAAUAGCAAGUACGUCAUUAUAUCCACGCCUGAGCUGUCGGAGCUGAUCAUCAGCGACCUGGACAUGAACGUGGACCCUGGCACCUACGUGUGCAAUGCCACCAACUCCCAGGGCAGCGCUCGGGAGACCAUCUCACUGCGUGUGCGCAGCCGCCUGGCAGCCCUCUGGCCCUUCCUGGGCAUUGUGGCCGAGGUCCUGGUGUUGGUCACCAUCAUCUUCAUCUACGAGAAGAGGCGGAAGCCGGACCAGACCCUGGACGAGGAUGACCCUGGCGCCGCCCCACUGAAGGGCAGCGGGUCUCACCUGAAUGACAAGGACAAGAAUGUGCGCCAGAGGAACGCCACCUGAGCGGCGGGGCAGGUGGGGAGGGGAGAUGCCAGGGCACUUGACCCCAGCCCAGCGUCUGCCUCCACUCCUAUGUCCCAUCCUGUCCCGACCUGAGCCUGCCCAACCCAACUUCUUAUCCCAGCCCAAGUGAAGACAGAGCCUUACCUUACAGAAAACCCAUCUGGGAGAAGCAGGCCACUUGCAGUACCCCUGUUUCUAGUUUAAACUAAAUGAGGUUUCUAUGCAGACGAUCCACUCCUUAGGGCUACGUUUAUUUUCCUUCCCUUCUGGAGUACGUCACUACAGCCCUGUGGAGUGGGGAGUGGGGUCACGAGGGAAAGGCCAGGGCACACAUGCUCUGACUUUACUGUUGGAGGGGGCUGGGCCUGCUGGGACCCCACAAAUAAAGACCUACACCACCA
Molecule: messenger RNA, 1611 nt
Organism: Rattus rattus (black rat)
Lineage: Eukaryota; Metazoa; Chordata; Mammalia; Rodentia; Muridae
Gene: Bsg
Product: basigin (Ok blood group)
Exons: 8
Coding region: 44-1210 (388 amino acids)
Biological process (GO): homophilic cell-cell adhesion; axon guidance; dendrite self-avoidance
Cellular component (GO): cell-cell junction; axon; plasma membrane
Molecular function (GO): cell-cell adhesion mediator activity
Source: RefSeq, a predicted model, not a curated record